CUUAAGUUCAAUGCGAGACACGGGACGCGUACCCGAAGGUAGUUGAGACACCAGCCAGUAGCUGCUCUCACUCAAAUAUACCCAGUCAUAUCACAGUGGUAGUGUUCAAUUAGCUGAAAAUUACGAUACAUGCCACUUUGGACCCUGCGUACAUAGGUUUUAUAUGAGUGAAUUACCUGCGGAUAGUUGGAGUCAAUCAGAUUUCGUCUUCUUCCCGGAAGAUCAGCAGCAUGUCUUGGACCAGCGUCUCCCAGCCAUACGCAACCUUCCGCCACAAAGCUCUUGGCUACUCUACCCCAGUGCUUGAGCCUCAACAGUACAUUGAAAUAUGGGAGCUAGAUGAAGUAACAAAGGCUAUGCGCCGUCGUCCAGAAACAAAUUCGAUAUAUUUGGACACUAAAGCUUCCCUACGCGUUAUUUUUGCACCCCUUGACCUUCCUCAAGCCCAGUCACUACAACAAUUGCUGGAACUAUUCCAGGUCCUCUCGGUCCCAAGAGAAUUUACAAUAGAAAGGGUUCAAGAUGUCGCUCAUAGUUUCGGCACGAGAAUUGAAACAGACGGCACCAGCACAUGGUUUCAUUUUCUAUGCAAGAGGAUCGAGCUACUCAGCGAAAGCAGUAACGUCGAUCCUAAGUUGUCAGGAACUACACUGGUCGGAGAGUCCGCACUUCUCCAAGCAAAGUAUGGCUGGCAUCGAUCCGGCUUCUUUCUGAGGACAACGCACGAUGGUAGGACGACGCUUGCCAUCUUUGGGGCAACGCCCAAUGUGUAUUCAAGGAUUGUCGACUUUUUGCAGACGAACCAUGUCCACGUCGUUCAAUCUGAACCCCUGGUCUUGCUCGAUCUGACUUUAGAGGGUCUCUUCCUCGACGUAGAUACAGCCCUCUGGAACAUGGUCGACGUCUUCGGGCCCAUGGAGCAUGACGUCCUGAAUUUAGCCAACUCGAAAAAUGUGGUGAAUAUCAGCAAAAACAUUGAUUUCGCCAAACUGCACGAUUGUGCGAAGCACAACAACUACAUCGCUGAAGCAGUAGAUUCCAUGCUGCUGCUUGUAGAUAGGAUGCUCGUUCUGGUUAAAAGAGAUGCUCAAGAUACUGACACAGCCAGAGAGACAUUGCAGCGUCAGCUUGCGGACUCCCUCGAGUACCGCCGGUCACUAUUCAAGUCGACCAAGCUUCGGCAGACCAGCUUGCAGAGGCGUAUCGAUAUCGCAAUCACUUUAUCCUUCAAUCUCGUCACUCAACAAGACUCAAUGGUCAUGAUUCGAGACUCCAACUCGAUGAAGAUCAUCGCGGCGAUUACCAUGAUCUUCUUACCAACAAGUGCUGUAGCCGCCGUGCUCGGCAGUCAGCUUUUCAUGUCCCAGAUAAACGAAGACGGUUUAUGGACAGUGCAAGUUACACCUCCAUUCAAUUGGCUCUGGUGGAUCUCGGUCCCUCUGACUAUUGUAAUCGCAAUAUUCGCGUAUGUCCGUCGCUGCUGCACACGUGCCCGAAGCUCACGACCAGCCGGUAACACGUAUGUUCUCAAAGGUAGAAUGAGUCAGUUGCAACAGAGAGGUUAGAAACAAUUUAGUCGAGCAGAUGCUCUGUGGUGAUGAUGAAACCUAUGGUCGUGUUGUUGUCUGCUUUGAGACUGCCUCUGCUGGGCGAGAUCUUAUAUGUAACAUAAAAAAGUACUGUAGACAGAAUCAUCCAAAAAUGCAAA
Molecule: messenger RNA, 1708 nt
Organism: Truncatella angustata
Lineage: Eukaryota; Fungi; Ascomycota; Sordariomycetes; Amphisphaeriales; Sporocadaceae
Exons: 4
Coding region: 231-1565 (444 amino acids)
Source: RefSeq, a predicted model, not a curated record